AUGAUUCUCGGCUCCUACAGAAAUCCACCUUAUAAAUCCCACCGGUCACCUAGGCAAGAUUCUGCUUCUGUUAGUCCGCCUCCAGCUCCAGGCCAGGAAUAUUCUUCUCCAAACUCAUCACCGAAGCGGAAAAGGAUUGAGGAACUUCCUGGAAGUGGAUUGAGAGUUGAAACGGGCUUUGGGAGUGGUGGUCCGGAUGCUCUGUUGAGACAUGGCGGUGAGAAUAGUCCGAGGACCAAAGUCGCUGCCAAAUUGGAGGAUUUGGAAAUUCAUCAGCAGGGAGUAUCUUCGCAGUCACCGAGGAAGAGGGUGAAGCGGGAUGCUGUGGGGAGAAGUGAGGUGGUGACGCCUUUGCAGCGGCGAGAACCGGAGAGGGAGAUUCCGGAGAGUGGGAACGCGAAUGGGAUGUUGGAGAUUGGAGAGACUCCGCAGGUUGAUGGAGAGGAAAUGGGCGUAUCGUCAGCACCAUCGAUCUUGGCUUCUUCGUCACCACCUGCUUCGCCUACGGACCUUCAAGCGUUGAGGAAGUCUUUUGGGAUGACAGAUACUGGACGAACAUCCUCUUCUUUGUUGCAUCAUAAAAGAAUGCCUUCUCCUCCUCCACCAACUCCUCGGGCACCAUCGUCAUUGGCAACAACAAUCUCCCUGAAAGAAUCCUCAACUUUCGCGCCCUCACUUCCACACGUCAAUCUCUCCAGUUUGACAUGGCAGGACAAUGAGAUUACAGGCCACGAACUCGAUCCGACGAGUCCGGAUGAUGAUGGGGAAGGGAUCAAUGGGGUGGGAUUCCGACCUACGGCUGCGAUGGCUUGGGCCAGGAGUCAAAAGCGGAGGAUGCAAGUCGAAGGAUGGAAGAAUCGGGAGGCGAGAGAGGCAAGGGAUCGGAGGAGAGAGAGGAGAAGGGGUACGGAGGGGGGGUCUUCAGGUGGAGAGAGGGAGGAAAUGCGUGGGAGGCGAGUGAGAUUUGAGGGAGAGGGUUAG
Molecule: messenger RNA, 981 nt
Organism: Ramularia collo-cygni
Lineage: Eukaryota; Fungi; Ascomycota; Dothideomycetes; Mycosphaerellales; Mycosphaerellaceae
Exons: 1
Coding region: 1-981 (326 amino acids)
Source: RefSeq, a predicted model, not a curated record